Molecule: messenger RNA, 717 nt
Organism: Eruca vesicaria subsp. sativa (arugula)
Lineage: Eukaryota; Viridiplantae; Streptophyta; Magnoliopsida; Brassicales; Brassicaceae
Source: the annotation of a GenBank genome assembly
AAAAAAAAAAACAUUUUGGGGGAGAUUGAGAUAUCCUUCUCCGACGUUAACCGUUGAAAACCUAGAAAUUCACAAUCAGGCAAUCUGGAGAGAUGUCAUUAGGGCAAAAGGGUUCGGGGGAUCCAGGUGCGAUGCUCACUUGUCUUUUGAACAAGCGAGAGAAGCUUCGACAAGAUUUGCGGAGCAUCGAAAAGCAGGUUUAUGAAUUGGAGACAAGCUAUCUUCAAGAAUCCAGCCAUAUAGGCAAUGCCUUGAAGGGUUUCGAAGGCUUCCUUUCUUCCUCCAAAACCACUGCCAGUGCUAAGAGGUCAAGGAAGUUUCAGCCUGAAGACAGAGUCUUCUCCUUAUCCUCUGUCACCUCACCAGCUGCUGAAGAACUUGGUGUGGGAAGAGAAGAUGGGCGAGCUGAAUUGGGACCAGGGAGAUCCAAGGGUGGAUUGUCCACGGGACAGGGAAAACCGAAGAAAGGGAGAGGUCACGGAGUGGCAAGAGAUGCAAAGAGAAGCAGACCAUCUACAGAACCAGAUUAUGACGACGAAGAUGAUCCGGAUACUAGUAUGUAUGUUCCUAGUUCACUCAUUUAAGGCAUUUCUUGUUUUUUUUUUAUGCCUGAAAAACUGUAAGAAACAAAUCAGCUUGUAACCUUUUUUUUUAAACAUCCCAGAACAUAACCAAAGUAAAUCUAGGAACACUAUUGCGACAGCUUUAUAACAUCAA